Molecule: messenger RNA, 663 nt
Organism: Durusdinium trenchii
Lineage: Eukaryota; Dinophyceae; Suessiales; Symbiodiniaceae
Source: the annotation of a GenBank genome assembly
AUGGCCUGGCGGUGCUCGGCCUCGGGCAACGCCGACCUCGUGCGGAACCUCCGCAAGGCCGGGGUCAUCCACUCAGACCAUGUGGAGCAAGCGAUGCUCACAGUGGAUCGCAGCAACUAUGCGCCGCGCAACCCGUAUACAGACGCACCGCAGCCGAUUGGUCACCAGGCCACCAUCAGCGCACCCCACAUGCAUGCUCAUGCACUUGAGCUGCUCUCGAAGCACCUUCAGCCAGGCAUGCGAGCCUUAGAUGUCGGAUGCGGAAGUGGAUACUUGGCCGCGGUGAUGGCACGGAUGGUUGGAGUUGAAGGCAAAGUGGUGGCAAUGGAUUAUUUGUCGCCCUUGGUGGCUUUAUCCCUGGAAAACCUGCGGAAGACUGACGCUGAUCUCAUAGACAGCGGGACCCUUCAAGUAGAACAGGGCGAUGGCUGGAAGGGCUUUGAGAAGGCCUCGCCCUACGAUUCCAUCCAUGUGGGGGCAGCUGCUGAGUCAGUGCCUGAAGCUUUGCUGGAGCAACUGAAGCCAGGAGGUCGUAUGGUCAUCCCGGUUGGCACCACUUCCCAGCAGUUCUGCACCAUCGAUCGGCUGCCAAAUGGCAACUUUGAGCAGAAGAGUCUCAUGGGGGUGAUGUAUGUGCCCUUGGUGCACCCAGCUAGCCCAUGA